Molecule: messenger RNA, 1098 nt
Organism: Bufo gargarizans (Asiatic toad)
Lineage: Eukaryota; Metazoa; Chordata; Amphibia; Anura; Bufonidae
Gene: THUMPD1
Product: THUMP domain containing 1
Exons: 4
Coding region: 47-928 (293 amino acids)
Biological process (GO): tRNA modification
Molecular function (GO): RNA binding
Source: RefSeq, a predicted model, not a curated record
GUGACCACGUGUUGUGCGCGAGCGGCGCUGUUGUUCUACUGCUGAGAUGAGCGCGGAGGUUCAGAAGGGGAAGAAGAGAGCGAAGACGCAAUAUGUGGGCAAUGCCAAGCGGCACAAGGGCAGGCAGCUGGAGGUGGGCAUGCAGGGCAUCCUCAUCACCUGCAACAUGAACGAGAGGAAGUGCGUGGCGGAAGCCUACAGCCUGCUCAAUGAGUACGGAGAGCUGCUGUACGGCGCCGAGAAGCUGUGUGGGAAAGAAGAUAAACUGUCAGGCAGUGAGGAGGAAGAUGAUGAUGAUGAUGUUGAAGCCGCUCUAAAGAAAGAAGUUGACCAGAUUCGUACAUCGACUGAAAAGAAUUUGCGCAGAUUUCAGUCAGUAGAAAGUGGGGCUAAUAAUGUUGUUUUCAUUAGGACUCUGAAUGUAGAGCCCGAGAAGUUGGUCCACCACAUUUUAAACGAGUUACACACUACGAAGAAGAAGAAGACGAGAGUCAUCCUUCGUAUGUUACCCGUCACGGGUACUUGUAAAGCUUUCCCCGAGGAUCUCAGGAAAUACGCAGAGACGUUCUUCCAGCGUUGGUUUAAAGCUCCCAACAAAGGAACUUUUCAAAUUGUGUAUAAGGCGAGAAAUAACAAUCACAUGAACAGGGACGAGGUCAUCAAGGACCUGGCAGGAAUAGUUGGGAGCCUGAAUCCAGAGAAUAAAGUGGACCUGACCAACCCAGAGUACACCAUUGUAGUAGAGAUCAUCAAGAACGUCUGUUGCCUUAGCGUGGUGAAGGACUACACCCUGUUCAGGAAGUAUAAUCUGCAGGAGGUGGUAAAGAGCGCCCGGGAGGAAAAGCCACAGGAACCAGCGGGGGAGGAGGGAAAGGAAAAGGCACAAGAACAAAGCAAGGAUGACCCUGUAGUGGGCUCUGAUGCCUAAGAACCAUGUACUGGGAAGUCAAAGAACGUCGAAGACCCACAAUGUUUUAUGGAUUUUAAAGGGCACCUGUCAGCAGAUUUGUCCUUAUGACACUGGCUGACCUGUUACAUGUGCGCUUGGCAGCUGAAGGAGUCUGUGUUAGUCCCAUGUUCAUAUUUCCCUGUAUUGCU